AUGCGUGUGGUAUUCACUGCAGUGGCCACUAUGGCUGCUCUGCUUGCUUGCAGUGACUCGGUCCCGACGGCUGGUGAGCCGGAGGCUGUUCUCGAGCACGACGUCUCGCUGUUUGUGGCUCGUGGGACGGAUGGCGACGCCUACGGAGAAGACGCGAAGAGGCUGUUGAGGGCUAGUGGAGACAAGAACGAUGUGGUACCAUCACUGGAGUCCGAUGAGGAGGCGCGUACGGUUGUCAACACUGCCGCCAUUGAAAAACUAGAUACGGUCAGCACGGUCUUAGCCUCUGGCAUGUUUGGGAAGGCUACGAAGCAGGCGCGCGAUACUGCCGUACAGGCAGCUGCUGCCGCCGCCGACGAAAUGGGAACAGUCACCAAGAUCUUAGCUAGUGGCGUCUAUGGGAAGACGACGAACGAGGUGAAGGACGCUGCGCGACUGAAAGCUUUAAGGCAAAUGGCAAGCGACUUCAUGCGACGAUCGGUGAAGAGGACCCAGAAGGGUGCGAAAGGAGCGGGUGCAGAGCUGGACGCAAAGCAGCGGGCGUAUAUGAAGAAGAUCAUUGCGCUCUUCGACGAACUUGCUGCCGGUCUGACGGGCAAAGAAACCGCCCGUGCAUUCAAAAAGGUCCCGGGCGGAACGCUCAAAAAUACCAAGGAGGCGGAUGAUGGUGGUGUCCUAGCUGGUGGGGUACUUCGUAAGAAUACCGAGGAGGCGGAUGAUGGUGGUGUCCUAGCUGGUGGGGUACUUCGUAAGAAUACCGAGGAGGCGGAUGAUGGUGGUGUCGUAGCUGGUGGGGUACUUCGUGAUAGUCCUGCUGCUUAG
Messenger RNA from Peronospora matthiolae, 822 nucleotides. NCBI's taxonomy places the organism in Eukaryota, Oomycota, Peronosporomycetes, Peronosporales, Peronosporaceae. The record is from the annotation of a GenBank genome assembly.